Messenger RNA from Encephalitozoon cuniculi GB-M1, 333 nucleotides. RefSeq lists its product as uncharacterized. The coding region runs from base 1 to 333 and encodes 110 amino acids. The transcript has a single exon. Gene Ontology annotation, molecular function: structural constituent of ribosome. Gene Ontology annotation, biological process: ribosome biogenesis; translation. The record is from RefSeq and is marked provisional. NCBI's taxonomy places the organism in Eukaryota, Fungi, Microsporidia, Unikaryonidae. Gene Ontology annotation, cellular component: cytosolic large ribosomal subunit; ribosome.
AUGAAGAAUGUUCUUAUCCACAAGGGAGCAACAUACAAGACGCGCAGCAACAGGAGAAGGAAGGUCAGAACCCCGUCCGGGAAGCUGGUCAACCGCAGAGUCAAGAAGCACUCCAAGAAGCACAGGUGCCAUGAGUGCAACGCCAUUUUGGGAAGCAUAGCCCGUAUGAGGCCUGCAGAGUUCUCGCGCCAGAAGGUUUCUGCAAGGCGUGUCAACAGGCCCUACGGGGCAACCACCUGCGGCAGGUGUGUCAGGGAGAAGAUCAUCAGCGCCUUUCUUGGCAACGAGGAAAGGAUAGUCAUGGAGAAGACCGGGGCGGCUGCCGGUGGCUAA